AUGGAGUCGCUAUAUCUUCAAAAGUGUCUUGGAACAUGUCUAACUCAAGGCCUUGCAGAAGUGGCAAGAGUUCGUCCAGUGGACCCAAUAGAAUAUUUAGCGAUGUGGAUUUACAAAUACAAGGAAAAUGUGACCAUGGAAGAGCUGAAACAGAAAGAAAUGGUUGAUUUGGAACAUGAGAGAAAAUUAGCUCUGAUGGAGCAGGAAAUGUUGGAACACCUCAGAGCAGAAGAGCUCUUCUUUCAGCAGCAGCUGGCGUUCCAGCUGGAGUUGGAAAUGCAAGAAAAAGAGAAACAGAAGACACACGAGUUCCAGAGACCUCAAGAACAGUUAAACAAGAUGAUGACGAACAUAGAAAGCGCAGCAAGGGCUGAGGAUUCCACGCGGUUGGAGGAAUCAGGAAUGGACUCGAGCAAGACUCUAGCUGAGAUCAGUGAUCGGUAUGGAGCCCCUAACUUGAGCCGAGUGGAAGAACUUGAUGAGCCAGUGUUAUCUGAUGUCGCGUUAAACAUUGAUCAAGAUUUGUAG
Molecule: messenger RNA, 528 nt
Organism: Nannospalax galili (Upper Galilee mountains blind mole rat)
Lineage: Eukaryota; Metazoa; Chordata; Mammalia; Rodentia; Spalacidae
Gene: Dydc1
Product: DPY30 domain containing 1
Exons: 6
Coding region: 1-528 (175 amino acids)
Cellular component (GO): Set1C/COMPASS complex
Source: RefSeq, a predicted model, not a curated record